Molecule: messenger RNA, 3407 nt
Organism: Brienomyrus brachyistius
Lineage: Eukaryota; Metazoa; Chordata; Actinopteri; Osteoglossiformes; Mormyridae
Gene: eftud2
Product: elongation factor Tu GTP binding domain containing 2
Exons: 28
Coding region: 160-3072 (970 amino acids)
Biological process (GO): mRNA splicing, via spliceosome
Cellular component (GO): cytosol; U2-type catalytic step 2 spliceosome; U4/U6 x U5 tri-snRNP complex
Molecular function (GO): translation elongation factor activity; U5 snRNA binding; GTP binding
Source: RefSeq, a predicted model, not a curated record
CUCAACUUGCGUUUGCCGAAUGAAGGGUCCUUGCGGUGCAUGGCUUGAGACAGAGUGGAAAGUGUCUGUUUUAUUGGAAUAGAGUAAUAACAUACGCGCACCUUUUUACGGAGUUGUUUUCAAAGAAGUGAUAGUAUCAAAAUCAGAUUUUUUUCCAUCAUGGAGGCGGACCUGUACGACGAAUUCGGAAAUUACAUUGGGCCAGAGCUAGAUUCAGACGAAGAUGAUGAUGUGGACGCCGAGGAUCGCGAUGCCGAUGAGGCAGAUGAGGAUGACGACGAUGAGCAGGGAGAUGCUGACGAGGAUGUUCCCGGGAUGGAGGUGGUGCUGCACGAGGACAAGAAGUACUACUCCACAGCCGAAGAAGUAUAUGGGCCAGAGGUGGAGACUAUUGUCCAAGAAGAGGACACACAACCCCUCACAGAGCCCAUCAUCAAGCCUGUCAAAACCAAACAGUUCACUCUGAUGGAGCAGGAGCUGCCGGCUACAGUCUAUGAAAUGGAAUUCCUGGCAGACCUGAUGGACAGUCCCGAACUGAUCCGCAAUGUCACUCUCUGCGGUCACUUGCACCACGGCAAGACUUGUUUUGUGGAUUGCCUGAUCGAGCAGACCCACCCGGAGAUCCGCAAGCGAGACGACUUGGAUCUGCGUUAUACGGACAUUCUCUUCACUGAGCAGGAGCGAGGGGUGGGAAUCAAGAGCACCCCCGUUACCAUGGUAUUGCCGGACUCCAGGGGUAAAUCCUACCUCUUCAACAUCAUGGACACUCCAGGACACGUCAACUUCUCAGACGAGGUGACCUCUGGGAUCCGGAUCUCCGACGGCGUCGUGCUCUUCAUCGACGCGGCAGAAGGCGUGAUGCUGAACACGGAGCGGCUGAUCAAGCACGCCGUGCAGGAGCGACUGGCCAUCACCGUCUGCAUCAACAAGGUGGACCGGCUGAUCCUGGAGCUGAAGCUUCCACCCACUGACGCCUAUUACAAGCUGCGGCACAUCGUGGACGAGGUCAACGGCAUGCUCAGCACAUACUCGACGGACGAGAGCGUGGUGGUGUCCCCACUCCUGGGAAAUGUCUGCUUUGCCAGCUCGCAAUACAGCAUCUGCUUCACCCUGGGCUCCUUCGCCAAGAUCUACUCGGACACCCACGGUGACAUUAACUACAACGAGUUCGCCAAACGUCUAUGGGGUGACAUUUACUUCAACCCUAAAACGCGCAAGUUCACGAAAAAGGCUCCCAGCAGCAACUCGCAGCGAAGUUUCGUAGAGUUCGUCCUGGAGCCCCUCUACAAGAUCCUAUCCCAGGUGGUGGGGGACGUGGACACUUCGCUACCGCGGGUGCUGGACGAGCUGGGCAUCCACCUGACGAAGGAUGAGCUCAAACUGAACAUCCGGCCGCUGCUGCGGCUCGUCUCCAACCGCUUUUUCGGCGAGUUCACAGGCUUUGUGGACAUGUGUGUACAACACAUCCCUUCUCCUCAAACCGGUGCCCGGAGCAAAAUUGAACACAGCUACACGGGAGGCCUGGACUCGGACCUGGGGGAGGCCAUGCUGGAGUGCGACCCUGAUGGUCCCCUGAUGUGCCAUACAACCAAGAUGUACAGCACCAAGGACGGCGUUCAGUUCCACGCCUUCGGCCGGGUCUUGAGUGGCACCAUCCAGGCCGGCCAGCCCGUCAAGGUCCUUGGGGAGAACUACACCCUGGAGGACGAGGAGGACUCGCAGGUCUGCACCGUGGGCCGCCUCUGGAUCUCCGUCGCCAGGUACCAGAUAGAAGUGAAUCGAGUGCCGGCAGGAAACUGGGUUCUGAUCGAGGGAUGUGACCAGCCCAUCGUCAAGACGGCCACCAUCACAGAACCGCGUGGCAACGAGGAGGCACAGAUUUUCCGGCCUCUUAAGUUCAACACGGCGUCUGUCAUCAAGAUCGCCGUGGAGCCAGUGAACCCCUCUGAGCUUCCCAAGAUGCUGGACGGCCUGAGGAAGGUCAACAAGAGCUACCCCUCCCUCACCACCAAGGUGGAGGAGUCAGGUGAGCACGUCAUCUUGGGCACCGGUGAGCUCUACCUGGACUGCGUCAUGCAUGACCUGCGUAAGAUGUACUCUGAGAUCGACAUCAAGGUGGCCGACCCAGUGGUGACGUUUUGUGAGACAGUCGUGGAAACCUCGUCCCUGAAGUGUUUCGCUGAGACACCCAACAAAAAGAACAAGAUCACCAUGAUCGCAGAACCUCUGGAGAAGGGUCUGGCGGAGGACAUAGAAAACGAAGUGGUGCAGAUCACGUGGAACAGGAAGAAGCUUGGGGAGUUCUUCCAGACAAAAUACGACUGGGAUCUGCUGGCUGCCCGAUCGAUUUGGGCCUUUGGUCCAGACACCACUGGGCCCAAUAUUCUGGUGGACGACACGCUGCCGUCAGAGGUGGACAAGGCUCUUCUGGGCUCCGUGAAGGACAGUAUCGUGCAGGGAUUCCAGUGGGGCACCAGGGAGGGUCCGCUGUGUGAUGAGCCCAUCCGCAAUGUGAAGUUCAAGAUCCUGGACGCAGUCAUCGCUCAGGAACCACUACACCGCGGGGGCGGCCAGGUCAUCCCCACGGCCCGCAGAGUGGUUUACUCCGCUUUCCUCAUGGCCACUCCCAGGUUGAUGGAACCCUAUUACUUUGUAGAGGUGCAGGCCCCUGCUGACUGCGUAUCUGCGGUAUAUACAGUGCUGGCCCGCAGGAGGGGUCAUGUGACUCAGGACGCCCCCAUUCCGGGCUCCCCUCUCUACACCAUCAAGGCCUUCAUCCCGGCCAUCGAUUCCUUUGGCUUCGAGACGGAUCUGCGCACCCACACCCAGGGCCAGGCCUUUGCCCUCUCCGUCUUUCACCACUGGCAGAUUGUCCCCGGAGACCCGCUGGACAAGAGCAUCGUGAUCCGUCCCCUGGAGCCGCAGCCGGCCCCCCACCUUGCCAGGGAGUUCAUGAUCAAGACGCGUCGGCGGAAGGGUCUGAGUGAGGAUGUCAGCAUCAGCAAGUUCUUCGACGACCCCAUGUUGCUGGAGCUGGCUAAACAGGACGUGCUGCUCAACUACCCCAUGUGAACAAGGGGGGGGGGGGGGGCGGGCUGUUUUUGGCUCGCGGCUGCCAUCCCCCAACCACGAAUUCCUCUGCUUUUGGUUUAAGAAUAAUUAAGUUUAGGACGGUAUUUGGAUAGCUCUCCACAAAGAACCAUGAGCCCCUUCUCUGAUCCACUUUGUUUUGAAUCCUGUAUCGCAGGACUAAUUGCAUCUUUGUGUUUUUUUUUCUUUUCUACAUGUGGAAACUUGAUUUGUAGAAAAUAUUGGGCAGCAGGCUUGAUUUUUUUUUUUUUAACAAGUAAUUUCAAUGUAAUUCCUCUGAUCCUGUACAUGUUUAAAUAAAAACCAUGCCUGUUCCA